Messenger RNA from Anthonomus grandis grandis, 1201 nucleotides. RefSeq lists its product as uncharacterized. The transcript is spliced from 3 exons. The coding region runs from base 370 to 894 and encodes 174 amino acids. The record is from RefSeq and is a predicted model, not a curated record. NCBI's taxonomy places the organism in Eukaryota, Metazoa, Arthropoda, Insecta, Coleoptera, Curculionidae.
CGUGAAUGACAAGAAUAACGACACGAAUGUUCCCGCGUUUGUUAGUUGUUUACUUUCGUAAAAAAGCUCCAACUAAUUUGAUCAUUUAUUGCGAUUAUACUGAACUUGUUUCUUUGUGAAAUAUUGACCAUAUUGUUGCUUAUAGUGUUUUAAAAUAAUACCUGAAAAGUUGUAUUAAUUCAGCGAUUUUAGCUGUAAAGAUGGACGGCCCUACUCAAAACCAUCAGAAUCAGGACCAAACUAUUAACAAAAAUAUGUCCACUUAUGCAGUAAAAUGUCUUCUUCCAUUUCAGCUAAGAACAAACAUAUUAAGGUUAUUCAUAAGCAGCAGCUCCCAGAUAACCCAAAGUCACACAUUUCUUGUCCCUUAUGCAAAGUAUUCUUGUGAGACUUAUCAAAGACUUGAAGCUCAGGUUAAGUCAUGAUAUCAAAAUAGAGUCCUCAACUUUCCAUUUUUCCAGCGAAGAAAGAUUUGAGGAAUGGUUAAGAGAGCAUAAAAUAAGCACAAACUAUGCACUUGUUCACACAAGGACAACUGAAGACAAGAUUGAAAAAGUAUAUUGUUGCAAUCGCAGCGAUUUUAGAGGUGAACUCCUUGGGGAAUGUUCUUUCAAUAAUAUUGAAGCUAGCCAUAGUCUAGAAAUUGAAACAUUUGUUAAUGAGAAGACGACUGCAAAUCAACAAGUAGCAGUACAACGAUUGAACAAGCAAUCAACAAGAGAAAUUGAAAUUGAAAGUGUAUCAAACUUUUUAAAAUCUUUAAAUGAUGAAACUUAUGAUAAGUGCAUGAGACAACUGACAUCAAUCAUGGACCAGAUAAAUAAGACAAAUACAAGUAAACGAAAAAUGGACAAACAAGUUUAUUUUCCAUCAAAGAAGAAGAAGGAGCAGUAAAUAAAAAUAAUUAAUUGUAUAUUUUUUUCUAUUUAUCAGUAUUUUUUUUAUAUAAUAGUAGGUAUAUUUUUAUAGGUUUACUAUAUAUGUGUAUUAUAAUUUUUUAUGUAAGUUUUAGGCAAAUAUUUGAAAAAACAUUACCUGUCUCAUAAGUUUCUUGCAGUUUCUUCUUAUGAGUAUUAAUCGCAACUGUGAAUUGUAAAUUAGUAUUUUAGCAUAAAAUAAUUAAGUUUCUUUUCAAAUCAGUCAUAUACAUGUCUUUGCAGCAUUUAUAAAAUAAAACUUGUUAACAUAUGAUACAUUUAUA